Lonchura striata (white-rumped munia) is the source of this 1543-nucleotide messenger RNA. Its product is annotated as tRNA selenocysteine 1-associated protein 1. The record is from RefSeq and is a predicted model, not a curated record. Gene Ontology annotation, molecular function: RNA binding. NCBI's taxonomy places the organism in Eukaryota, Metazoa, Chordata, Aves, Passeriformes, Estrildidae.
GCGACCUCGCACCGCAGCCCCCCGCACCCACGCGUCUGCCGCAGCCCGGAGGCUCCGCCGCUCCCGGGCGCCCUUCGGGCCCGCGAGGGGGCCGAGUCUGGCGGCAGAGCCGCGGAGAGGCCGCCCCGCCCCCGCAACGCGCUUUAAGAGCCCCGCCGGCGUCCGGAACCGCGGCUGCGAACGGGCGAGACGUGAAAAGGUGAACAUUGGGCAGGGAGGCAUACAAAACUGGUUUUGCAUAAAAGUUGGUGAUAAUCGACUGAGAAACAUCACUUGACUCCUGAUAGCCUCUUUCAACAAGAGCACUCUGUCGUGUGUGCCAUCUUCCAUUAGGUCUGCAUGAGUGAAAAGUGGUGAAGGAGUGUAAGAAAUUGAACCUGUGCAGUUACACUGUUCGAGAAGGACAGAAGACAGUUUGAACCAUGGCAAGCCAGGCGUUUUCCCCAGAGGCUGCUUUCCCUCAUGGGAGGCGGAGGGAGAAAUGGGACCCCAGGCUUCUUUCAAGGGCAAGGACUUGAUGGCAAAAAAAAGAGAGUGUCUCCAGGCCUACAGCUGGUGGAGAACACCGCAGAAGAAACGGAAGAAAAAGAACAAAAUAAAACCGGGGAGAAUAGAGUUUGUCCCUAGUAGUACUAACACGACCAGACCGGAUUAUUCAAUAUUUGUUGGGGAGCUGACUCCAGAAGUAGAUGAUUUUCAGCUCUAUGACUAUUUCCUAAAGAGGUACCCUUCCUGUAUUGACUGCAAAAUAGCAACAGACCUGCUAGGAUAUUCCAGAGGGUAUGCCUUUGUCAGAUUUGGUGAGCAAGGUGAUCAGAUGAGGGCACUGCAAGACUGCCAGAAUGCACCAGGUCUGGGGGGAAAACGAAUCCGGCUGAGCAUAGGAAUUUCUAAAAGACUGAAAGCAGAAUUCCAGCGGUACCAGUCAUACAACUAUAAUGAUUAUUACCAAGAUUAUCAGAACUACUAUUCACAGUGGAAUUACGAUCCUUAUGCUGACUACAACUACAGCUCCUAUACUCCCUAUGAUAGCAUGCAAGCUGUUGGAGACUGCUCUUUAGGAGAUGCUGUUAUGGCUCCAGCUGUUUUUGAGGAAGCUUCAGCUGUGACUGAAAUCAAUGAUGACCUAAUAACUGAAGAUCCACAGCUGUACUUGGAUGUUGAUGAAAUGAACAGACAAUUUAUGGAGACAAGUGAAGAACUCUAUGAUGCCCUCAUGAAUUGUCACUGGCAACCUCUGGAUACGGUCACUUCUGACAUCCCCUCUGCUAUUUAAGUGUCUUAUAUAGCAUGACCGUUAUGACCAAGGUGCUAAAACUACAUUUCUUCUACAUUACUCUAGAUCAUAAUUUUUAAAGCACAAUGAUAGGUUGGGGGGUUUUUUUGGCUAUGUUUUUGGCAUUUUCUGUAAUCUUUUUUUUUUGUUUUGUUCAUCACUUGGAGCAUCUUGAAAUCAUGUAAAUAUUCUAGAAAUGUAAAGAGUUCAGUGGGAGUCUAAAGAUAGACUUGCCUGUGUAAAUAAAAUUUUGUUUCUGCAAACUGG